AUGCACAUACUCUACAUCGUCAGUCUUCUCCUCCCCCUGUCCCAGGCAGUGAUAUUCAAACCACAAAAUGCCUUCCAACCAAUCACUCCGCAGGUCCCAUCCCAUCCCAUCAACCUAGAACCCCAUUUCAACAAUCGUGCAUUUGGCCAAGAACCAAAAGAUGCCAACUUUGACGGCUCUGGAAAUGCAUAUCCCGCACAACAGAUGCCCUCCAGUACAUUCAUCUACGCAGGAACCAACUACACAUUCCCGAUCUACCAUGCCUCGGGAAACGAUAACGUUCUUUCCCAGGGCCAGGAGAUCCAUCUCCCCAGAUCUAAAUACGUCAGCGUACAUAUCCUCGCUGCCUCCGAGUCCGGCAUGGCAUCUGGUACUCUCAACGCUACCUAUUCCGACGGCAGCACAAGCUCCACGCAAGUCCUCAUCCCUGCCUGGUGGAGUUGGCCCCAUCCGGCCGGAGGGGACUUGGUAUUCCCGCAUUUCCAAACACCCGACGCAGUCGACUAUAAUCGGUCGAAUAUCUUCCAGUCGGUGCAUUGGGUUGAUUCCUCGCGGGAGCUGGUUUCGCUGACUCUACCCAAUGUGACUGGGGGGGCGGCAACCAAGCCAGGAGGGAAAGAGAUCGGGACCAGGUUGCAUAUUUUCGCCAUCUCGGUGUGGCCUGCUCGAACGGAGGCGAUGGAACUGGAGUCGCCGGUUCUGGAGGUACAGUAUGCGCGGUCGACGAGGAAAUGGAUAAUGGAUAGGUCACGGAAUGCACAGAUUGUAGAAGUAGUGGUAACUAAUGUGGGAAGCCAGUUGGUGCUGCGGAAUCAUACUGUUCGUGUACGAAUCGACUCGUCGGGCGUGGAGACUGUGACUGAGGCGCGAAUCAAUCGACUUGCGCCAGGGGAUCGCGCGACUGUGGAGAUUGGAGUCAGGAAUAAAGACGGGGUUGAACCUGGGAGUGAUGGACCCGCGACGGUGGUGAUUUCAGGACAUGCCGUGCGCAGCGAGAGGUACACGUUCCAUGCGACGUAUGGGAUUGCGCCCUAUGAAGCAACGUACGAGUCGAUCUAUUCGCAUGAAUCGCCGAAUUGGUUCAACGACGCCAAGUACGGCAUAUUUAUCCACUGGGGACCGUAUGCUGUCCCGGGAUGGGGGAAUUCCGGAAAGAACGAAAACUAUGCUGAAUGGUACUGGUGGAACCUGAACCAAGGCCCUAAUACUGCCGUCGCAACAUAUGAGCAUCAUCUCAAGACCUACGGACCAGAUAUUGUAUACGAUGAUUUCUUCCAAAACUUCACGGCAGACGCAUGGGACCCAAGGGAAUGGGUGGAUCUCUUUGCCGACGCAGGAGCAAAGUAUUUUGUACAAGUGAGCAAGCAUCAUGACGGAUAUGCCAUCUUCGAUCUCCCGGCCCAUGUCACAGAGCGGACCUCUGUGGUACAACCCCCUCAUCGGAACCUGCUCCAACGACAUAUCAGCCUCAUUUACAUCGUGCGGUGUAUUACUCGCUCCCGGAGUGGUUUCAUCCUGACUACAGGAAGUAUGGGUUUGGAUCAUGGCCAGGAGGUAUCACCAGACCCUGUACCUAUAUCAUUCGACUAUAGGAAACUAACAACUAAAGGCAACGCGACUAACCCAUUCACAAACACCUCCCUGCCAUAUACCGGCUACAUACCCGUAUCCGACUAUGUGAGCGACAAGAUCCUCCCAGAGAUGCACACACUCGCAGCGAUGAACACCUCUAUAAUGUGGUGCGACAUUGGCGGACCGAACCGCACGACGGAAUUCGCCGCCUGGUGGUUCAACUACGCAUCGCAGCAGAGCCACCAAGUAGCCAUGAACGCGCGCUGUGGACUACCGGGCGACUUUGACACGCCCGAAUACGCACGGUACGGCUCCGUGCAAGCGCGCAAAUGGGAAAGUAGUCUGGGGAUGGACCCGUACAGCUAUGGGUACAACGGGGCGACGCCGCUGGCGAGUUACAUGAAUGCUAGCGAGAUUGUCACUAGCUUGGUGGAUAUUGUGAGUAAGAAUGGGAACUUCCUGCUUGAUAUUGGGCCAAUGGCGAACGGGAGUAUUCUCGAGGUGGAACAGAGAAAUCUGCGACAGGCAGGGAAGUGGAUUCGGAGUCAUGCAGAGGCGGUUUUUGGGACGAAGUACUGGUUUGUGACGGCGGAGGAUGGGGCUCUGAGAUUUGUGGUUAGUGAGGAUGCUUUUUACAUCCAUUGUUUGGGGAGGCCUAGUAGGGAGAUUGUUCUAAGGUAUCCUGUUCCGUGGGUUGAGGGGGAUGAAGUUACCGUGGUUGGGGGAGCUAUGCAUGGGGGUGUGGUUCCCAGUAGACGGAUGGACAAUGGAAAUGUAGUAUUGGAAGUUAGUGAGGAGGUGGCUCAGGGGGACCAGUGUAUCUUGGUUGACAUACGUAUCUUGGAGGAUGGGCAGCAUGAGAUGAUGGUACGAUGGGAGAUUCUCGUCAAGGAGAUGGGUGUGGACGCUUUGGAUUAA
Molecule: messenger RNA, 2490 nt
Organism: Aspergillus tanneri
Lineage: Eukaryota; Fungi; Ascomycota; Eurotiomycetes; Eurotiales; Aspergillaceae
Exons: 5
Coding region: 1-2490 (829 amino acids)
Biological process (GO): glycoside catabolic process; fucose metabolic process
Cellular component (GO): lysosome
Molecular function (GO): alpha-L-fucosidase activity
Source: RefSeq, a predicted model, not a curated record